Musca domestica (house fly) is the source of this 1328-nucleotide messenger RNA. RefSeq lists its product as uncharacterized. The coding region runs from base 75 to 551 and encodes 158 amino acids. The transcript has 2 exons. NCBI's taxonomy places the organism in Eukaryota, Metazoa, Arthropoda, Insecta, Diptera, Muscidae. The record is from RefSeq and is a predicted model, not a curated record.
AACUAAGUGGAAAUAUGAAAAGGAGAACAUCAAAGAAGGAGAUCUAGUUGUCGUAAAAAAUUGGCUUCGCAUGAAUGGAAGUUAGGUCGUAUCGAAAAAAACGUAUCCAGGCAGUGAUCAAAAUACCAGAUAUGGCCGCUUACUUGCCUAACCAGGACUGCCGUCUGGACGAUCGCAACCGUAACCAAGACUCACCUGCCCGUCCCACAGCAAGAAGCGCCAAUCGACCCAUAUGGCCAAUCCAUCGUCCCAGUUCCACAUCCCCUGAAAGACGUCAGCGAAGCCGAUCCGACGCCAGACCCCGCCAACGCCAUGAGAGACCAAGUUAUUGGCCAAUACUGAAAGACCCCACUAGAUGCUUCACGAGCUACGCCUUAGCUGACCCUGAUCCCAGAGGAAAUAGUCCGAUCGAUGUGGAACUGGGAGCGGACACGUACUCCGCCAUAAGGAAAGAUGGGUGUACAGCAGCAGGAAUUGGCGAUGUCCGGACCUACAAUACUCAACUGGGCUACGUGUUUGCUGGGCCAAUCAAGAAUAUGCCGAGGAACUGAAGAACGAGGAUUUUUUAUGGUAUAUUACAAAUGAUGUCGUUCGGGGCCCAGAAAAUGUUCAUAAAUUUACGCUAUUUUGCACAACACUGUUGGUUGGGUAUUUACCGGCGGCUGCAUAGAUUACAUCAAAACAAAAUGAUGUAAAUAACAUAUGCACCUACACACAUACAUUGAUGCAGCCACCGGUAAAUUCCAAUGCUUAAUUCCAAUAACUAAGCAUCGUCAACAGCCAAAACAGGUUUGAUGUGACGAUGUAAAUUGGACAAUAGUUAGUUCUCACCGAAUUUCACACGCGACCGCAAGUCUCAAGUUUUCCCCCCGAGUGAUAGUGCAAGUGUGAGUAAAAAAAAUCAAAAUAAUAAUAUUAAUUCUAAUAAAAAACAGAAACAUCAGACAGUGAAUUUACAACAUAAACAAGAACAUUAUACAUACAUAAUUUCAAAGAACAAAUAUUGCUAUUACAAAUAUACAAAUACAACAAAGAACGAAUAGAAGUGUACAAAACACAUAUAUAACAAACUUAAACUCUAGUGAAAUGAAAUUUAAGUGCUAAUUUAACUGAAUUAAAACUUAAGAAUUAUUAAAAAAACUACUUAAAAUAAACUAUGUAAAUUAAAUCUAUACUAAAAAGCUACAUUGCACUAAAACCCCCAUAAAGCAAAAGAAAAAGAAUUUUAAAUAAAAUCACGAAAAAAAAGAAAAACAAAAAAAUUUUUAUAAGCCUAAGAACAGAUCCUAUGAUAGCGUUGGAAAGACUACAAACCCACGUAGAUUUUC